Molecule: messenger RNA, 999 nt
Organism: Penaeus chinensis
Lineage: Eukaryota; Metazoa; Arthropoda; Malacostraca; Decapoda; Penaeidae
Product: classical arabinogalactan protein 10-like
Exons: 3
Coding region: 18-506 (162 amino acids)
Cellular component (GO): extracellular matrix
Source: RefSeq, a predicted model, not a curated record
CGAGCCCUCCGGACGCCAUGCUCCCUCAGUUGCUUGUAAGUCUCGUCUGCAUGAGCCUGGCGGCGGCCACGCCAUUCGCCCAGGCACCGCUGCCAGGCCAAGAGGGUUACCAGUUGCAGGCGCCCGCGCGAAUACCUUCGGAAGUCUUCAGCGCCCCCACAGUACCCCCACCGCCGCCUCCGACGCCCAGCCAGCUGUACGCCACGCCCCGCCAGCAGGAGCAAGAGCCCGCCGCUGCCCAGCAGCCCACUGUUGUUGAAGAUGCUCCUCGCGCUGUAGGGCCUCCUGCCCCGCCCCCUAUGGAAGGCAUGCCCUACGAGUUCGAGUGGGACGUGAACGACGUGGAGAACGGCCUAGUCUACAGCCACCAGGAGAGCUCUGACGGCGUCGUGGCCCAGGGCGAGUACCGGGUCCUCCUUCCCGACGGGCGCCUCCAGAUAGUCACCUUCGCCGACCGCGGGCAGGGCUAUGAGGCCCAGGUCGUCUACCAGGACUAUAAUGUUUAGGUUUUCCUGCUCCUGUGAAAUAUGUUAGAGGAAGCAGACAAACAGUGGGAGAUAAGAGAGAGAGAGAGAGAGAGAGAGAGAGAGAGAGAGAGAGAGAGAGAGAGAGAGAGAGAGAGAGAGAGAGAGAGAGAGAGAACUAAAGAGAGAAAUAAAAGAUGAAAGGAAGAGUGGUAUUCCGAAUCAAUUUCGAUUUGUGCGGAUCGAUAAUUAGAAUCAGAAUAUAUUACUGUGUAUACAUCACUGGAAUCUGUUGUGAGAUCCUCUAAUAGCGCCAGCAGUGGAAUCUUGUUGUUCAUAGCAUUAAGCAUUCUUUGCGUAUUUCAUGUUGUUGCAUUCUACAAGGUUCACAUACUGUACUGUCCAUCGGGUAUGGAUAUGUGCUUGCUUUUGUUGUUGUUGUUAUAAAGUCUAUUUUCAACAAAUGUAUAAAUACAGUUUCGAUGUUAUCUUUAUUCUUCCGUUGUUGAAAAAGAUAUAUCUUUUAUCUACAGAG